Molecule: messenger RNA, 1819 nt
Organism: Panthera uncia (snow leopard)
Lineage: Eukaryota; Metazoa; Chordata; Mammalia; Carnivora; Felidae
Product: receptor-type tyrosine-protein phosphatase epsilon
Exons: 9
Biological process (GO): protein dephosphorylation
Molecular function (GO): protein tyrosine phosphatase activity
Source: RefSeq, a predicted model, not a curated record
GAGAAAUGCUAUCAGUACUGGCCGGACCAGGGAUGCUGGACCUACGGAAACAUCCGCGUGUGCGUGGAGGACUGUGUGGUUCUGGUUGACUACACCAUCCGGAAGUUCUGCAUACAGUCGCAGCUCCCCGAUGGCUGCAAAGCCCCGCGGCUGGUCUCCCAGCUGCACUUCACCAGCUGGCCCGACUUUGGAGUGCCUUUCACCCCCAUCGGGAUGCUGAAGUUCCUGAAGAAAGUGAAGGCCCUCAACCCCGCCCAUGCUGGGCCCAUAGUGGUCCACUGCAGCGCCGGCGUGGGCCGGACAGGCACCUUCAUAGUGAUCGAUGCCAUGAUGGACAUGAUGCACGCCGAGCACAAGGUCGACGUCUUCGACUUCGUGUCGAGAAUCCGCAACCAGCGUCCUCAGAUGGUUCAAACAGAUAUGCAGUACACGUUCAUCUACCAAGCCUUACUGGAGUACUACCUCUACGGGGACACCGAGCUGGACGUGUCCUCUCUGGAAAACCACCUGCAGACGCUGCACGGCACCGCCACCCACUUUGACAAGAUCGGGCUGGAGGAGGAGUUCAGGAAACUGACAAAUGUCCGGAUCAUGAAGGAGGACAUGAGGACGGGCAACCUGCCGGCCAACAUGAAGAAGGCCAGAGUCAUCCAGAUCAUUCCGUAUGACUUCAAUCGGGUGAUCCUUUCCAUGAAAAGGGGUCAAGAAUACACAGACUACAUCAACGCCUCCUUUAUCGACGGCUACCGACAGAAGGACUAUUUCAUCGCCACCCAGGGGCCCCUGGCGCACACGGUGGAGGACUUCUGGCGGAUGGUCUGGGAGUGGAAGUGCCACACGGUCGUGAUGCUGACGGAGGUCCAGGAGCGAGAGCAGGAUAAAUGCUACCAGUAUUGGCCAACAGAGGGCUCAGUGACUCACGGCGAAAUAACAAUCGAAAUAAAAAGCGACACGCUUUCCGAAGCCAUCAGCAUACGGGACUUCCUGGUCACUUUCAAUCAGCCCCUGGCCCGCCAGGAGGAGCAGACCCGACUGGUGCGCCAGUUCCACUUCCACGGUUGGCCCGAGAUCGGGAUCCCGGCGGAGGGCAAAGGCAUGCUCGACCUCAUCGCGGCCGUGCAGAAGCAGCAGCAACAGACCGGCAACCACCCCAUCACUGUGCACUGCAGGUGGGCGCCCCCUGCAGGUGGGGCCGAGUCAGACCCUACGCCCGGUUAACUGCCCCCAACGGCGUCAUUGCUCUGGACUGUAGUUUUCACCUUCCCCGUACACAGAGGGCGUCACAGGGAUGCGGAAACGUCAUCUGCUGUACCUGCAGGAUGCAUUUGGGGGGAGGAGUCAGGGAACCCGCUCAAACACACGUUUCCGUAUGCCUUUUAAGUCCUCAAAAACCCCUCCAGGCACAGCUCUGACAGACCCACUUCCUGAGCCUCGCCUGCUGGCCUUCCUUUUGAAAGAUUGUUCUGGCUGAUGUGCCCGCCCCUCCCUGUCCUCUCCUCUGGGCUUGGGGAGCCAAGUCCGCACUGUAGCACACCCUCGAGGCAGGAAGGUUUUCUUGAGCCACUCGAGGAUGUCCAGGCUGGGAUGGCUGCCCAAGGCCUGCAGCCCCACCCCAGCCCCGCUCCCAAGGCAGGCACAAGGGAGGCCAAAGGAAACGUGGCUGGGGGUGCCCCUGGAGACAGUUGGGCACCCCACCAAGGUCCUUGAUUAGCAGCAUCACAAGUGUGGAAGGGUGAAUCUGGCCCAAUCUAAAGACAUGCCGGCUCACCCUCCUUCUGUGCUGACCCACUUCUGGUUAUGACAGAGCCCCUCCCCGUGC